Dermacentor andersoni is the source of this 621-nucleotide messenger RNA. The record is from RefSeq and is a predicted model, not a curated record. Lineage: Eukaryota; Metazoa; Arthropoda; Arachnida; Ixodida; Ixodidae.
AUGGAAGACGACGGUGAAACUCUGAACGACCAGUAUUUCCGCGUGAGAGUUCACAAAGACGCGGGUGCUGCCCAGCCUGAAACCGUCCCCGGCGUACUCCUGUGCGCAGCGGGCGACUUUGCCGUAGAAGAGGACAUGUUUCCUACGGACGGACUGUGUGACCUACUGUUCUACACACAUGUUCGGUUUCUGGGACAUGACUUCCAAGGUCGGUACAACGUGAAGAGCUGGAAGACCUUCAGGCGCUUGGCACCGGCCUCCAUUAAGACCGGCUUCGGCAUAUCGGUCAGCUACCGGGAGGCCGACGACGUGAGAAAAGCACUGAAUGCCACCGGCAGACAAAGGCUCCGGCAAUUAUACAAGGAAAAAAUACAACACCACGGCAUCCUGAGAGCAACUUGUGACCCCAGAACGCUUAAAUCGGACUUAGCUGGCAAGCUAAAGCUAAUAACCGAGCUCAAGAAAUUUCAGGACGAGUUAAGCACCUCACUGACGACCGGCGUUGCCAAGUCCGAGCUCGCGCUGGGUAUCCGAUUUACAAACUACCUGGACGAAGCUGAGGUUGCGCAUCACCCGUCGGCAAUGCUGGAGAUGACAAGGAAAGGCAUAUUUCCUCUGUAG